AAAGAAUAUACUACCUAGAUUAAGUGAUCAGUUAGCAUUAGAUGAUUUAUGGUCUAUGUUAGGUGAUUGUUUAACAGAGUUAGCUAAAACACCAGAUCAACAUGCUGUAUUGAUAUUACAAUCUGCUGUCGAGGCUUUCUUUAUAGUACAUGCUGGUGAAAAAGAAAGUAAAACAGGUGAAACUAGUAAUCAGAAACGUGAAGAUCAAAUGGCGCAUCUUAAUUUAGAGAUGGCACCACCAUCACCUGGUAUAUCUGAUUCACAAUUAUUAUCUCGCGAGAACUCUGUAGCUUCAGUUUCAUCAUUAAAUCACCUUCCUCCAGAUACACAGAAAUUCUUGCGCUUUGCUGAAACUCACAGAACUGUAUUAAAUCAGAUAUUAAGACAGUCCACCACACCUUUAGCUGAAGGUCCAUUCUCGGUGUUAGUAGACCAUACACGUAUACUAGACUUUGAUGUAAAAAGAAGAUAUUUCCGUCAAGAAUUAGAACAACACGAUGAAGGUUUAAGACGUGAAGAUUUACCAGUGCAUGUACGUAGAGAACAUGUAUUUGAAGAUUCCUUCCGUGAACUCUUCCGGCGUUCUCCAGAAGAAUGGAAACAAAGGUUCUAUAUUGUCUUUGAAGGUGAAGAAGGUCAGGAUGCAGGAGGUUUAUUAAGAGAAUGGUAUUUAAUUAUCUCCAGAGAAAUAUUUAAUCCUAACUACGCACUAUUCCGUACAUCACCUGGUGAUAGAGUAACAUACACAAUCAAUCCAUCAUCACAUUGUAAUUCUAAUCAUCUCAGUUAUUUUAAAUUUGUGGGAAGAAUUAUUGCUAAAGCUGUCUAUGACAAUAAGUUAUUAGAAUGUUAUUNUACUAGAUCAUUCUAUAAACAUCUACUAGGAUUACAAGUCAAAUAUAAUGACAUGGAAAGUGAAGACUAUUCAUUCUACUCUGGUUUAGUUUUUCUACUAGAAAACACUGUUGAUAAAUUGGGUUAUGAGUUAUCAUUUAGUACUGAGAUACAAGAGUUUGGUGUCACCGAAUCUAGAGAUUUAAAACCUAAUGGUAGAAAUAUACCAGUUACAGAGGAGAAUAAGAGGGAAUAUGUUAAAUUAGUUUGUCAAAUGAGGAUGACAGCUGAUAUCAGAAAACAAUUAAAUGCUUUCUUAGAAGGGUUUUAUGAUAUUAUACCUAAGAAAUUAGUGUCUAUAUUUACUGAACAAGAAAUAGAGUUAUUAAUAUCAGGAUUACCUACUAUAGAUAUUGAUGAUUUGAAAGCUAAUUCAGAAUAUCAUAAAUAUCAAGCCACAUCACUACAGAUUCAAUGGUUUUGGAGAGCAUUAAGAUCAUUUGAUCAAGCUGAACGAGCUAACUUCUUACAGUUUGUUACUGGUACAUCUAAAGUACCACUUCAAGGCUUUGCUUAUCUAGAGGGUAUGAAUGGUAUACAGAAGUUUCAAAUACAUAGAGAUGAUCGAUCUACAGAUAGGUUACCUACAGCACAUACCUGUUUUAAUCAAUUAGAUUUACCAGCUUAUGAAACAUAUGACAAGUUACGUCACCAACUAUUAUUAGCAGUCAGUGAAUGUUCAGAAGGAUUUGGGUUGGCUUAAAUCAUUUAUUGUGAUUAAUAUUUAUGGUGAAGUGCUUUAAAAAGACAUUACCUUCAUAUUUUUUGAAAAACCUGCUUCAUGUUAAAGGGACAUUCCGCUUUUUUUAUAUAAUCUUUUAACUUCGUUAUGCUGUUUGCAAGCUUGAAAACUAAUGGACGGAGUUGAGUAAAAUAAACAACUAAUUUAGAGAAUUAUGUUUUCUUCAUAUUCUAAAUAUUUCAACUAAAUAUAAAGAGCCAUUAUAAAGCCAAUCACAGAAACUAGGUCAAACUGCUUGAUUAACAAUUAGUACUCUCAGUUUUUGAUUAACUUCUUAAAACAUAUUCAGUUUGAUCAAGUAGAUACAUAGAUAUGGAUAGCAUACUUUAGAAAUAUUUUAGGUAUAAUGUACGACGUUUUUGAUAAUGAAAAUGUUUUACAAAAAAGCGGAAUGCCCCUACAAGUUUCAAAAUUUUUAACAAAAAAAGGUGAAUGUGAACUUCUUGCUUCAAGAGCAGAAUUAGCAUGGUUCGUUAAUACUAACAUAUUUGUAAUAGCCUUGACAAAAAAAAAGUUUUGAAAAAUAUAUAUUUAAAAAAAAAAAAAAGAAUAAAUAUACAGGACUUCAAUUAAAACUAAUACUGGGAUUUGUCUGUCUAUAUUCUUAAUGUUCAAAUUUCCAAAUAUCCAGUUCAUUUCAAAAUGAUACAAUGAAAAUUUUGUAAAUAAUAAAAUGAUUUAGGUUGUUGUAUGUAUGUAAAUGUUUGUAUACAUGUAUCAUAUGAUUGAGUUUGUUUGGAGUUAAUAUAAAUGUAAACAAAUAAAUUUACACCCUAUUUUGUUUGAAUUACCUAUAAGAGUAGUGCUGGAUUAUGGUAUGUUAUUUAAUUUAUUGUACAGAUUAUUAUGGUAAUAAGAAUAUAGUUGUAUAUCUAUUAAAGAUUUAAUCUAGACCAAUAUAAUGCUGUAUAUUUCUUCUAAUGUUAAAUAAAGUUCUCAUUACAUCCAGAAA
This is a messenger RNA of Lottia gigantea (owl limpet), 2588 nucleotides long. RefSeq lists its product as hypothetical. Gene Ontology annotation, cellular component: nucleus. Gene Ontology annotation, molecular function: ubiquitin-protein transferase activity. Gene Ontology annotation, biological process: protein polyubiquitination; positive regulation of protein catabolic process; proteasome-mediated ubiquitin-dependent protein catabolic process. The record is from RefSeq and is a predicted model, not a curated record. The coding region runs from base 56 to 1597 and encodes 513 amino acids. Lineage: Eukaryota; Metazoa; Mollusca; Gastropoda; Lottiidae. The transcript has 8 exons.